Acipenser ruthenus (sterlet) is the source of this 3659-nucleotide messenger RNA. It is a transcript of the gene skp2, whose product is annotated as S-phase kinase-associated protein 2, E3 ubiquitin protein ligase. The transcript has 10 exons. The coding region runs from base 347 to 1597 and encodes 416 amino acids. Gene Ontology annotation, biological process: positive regulation of protein ubiquitination; SCF-dependent proteasomal ubiquitin-dependent protein catabolic process. The record is from RefSeq and is a predicted model, not a curated record. Lineage: Eukaryota; Metazoa; Chordata; Actinopteri; Acipenseriformes; Acipenseridae. Gene Ontology annotation, molecular function: protein binding. Gene Ontology annotation, cellular component: SCF ubiquitin ligase complex.
UACAGGUUUUAUUUGUUGAACCAUUUUGGUGAACUUAUCCUGAAAAAAAUAAUAUAUCGGGUAUUGUGUGGGUGAGAAUACAAUAUUUAUUCAACUCCAUGCUGUCCAGUUCCAUUGAGCGUUUGUAGAAUUUUUGUAAAUUUCCUUUAACGUCAGAACACUGAGAGCCAAUCAAAUUGCACUUCCUGUUUCACUGUUCCAAAGUGUAUCUAGUUUAAUUUUUAAGGCGGGCUAAGAAGCGGGAGGUUUAAAUUGUCCCGCUUAUACACUAAUAUACUGAAAUUAACACUAUAUAAAUACGUUUAUAAAACGAUCUGAUUAGGACGCAUAACUGGAACAAACGAAGAUGUUCAGAGAAAGAAAGCACCUUCAGGAGCUCCCUUCCUCCAGUGGGAACUUGCCAAAGUGGACACAGCUGCAGGAAACCAAGAAGACACACAAGGUCCCUUUCGAGGACAAAUGUGAAAAUGAGUGCACUCCUCAGGAUCUGAUACAAAGCUGGUCUCCUCCGCAGAAAAGACCCCGAAUCUGCAAAGGGAAAGAGAAUGAAGACGUCCCCUUUGUUCUCGCUCGGAGGCCAAGGAAAAAGCGAGAAUCCGAAGCAGUGAUUUCCUGGGACAGCCUACCUGACGAGCUGCUACUGAGAAUAUUUCAUGGCCUUCCAUUGGUUGACCUACUUAAGGUUUCCCGAGUCUGUAAACGUUGGCACCGCCUGGUGUUCGAUGAGUCUCUGUGGCACAGCGUUGAUCUGAAAAGAAAGGCACUGCUCGCGCCGGCCCUCAGUCAGGUCCUGACAGCCGGGGUGGUGGCCUUGCGCUGCCCCAGGACCUGCAUAGGCAAACCUUCUCUCAAAAACAUAAGGUCUCUGCGUGUUCAACAUAUGGAUUUAUCCAGCUGCACAGUGAGUGUAGCAGUGCUUGAGGACAUCAUUGGCCGUUGCUUCAGACUCCAGGACCUCAGUUUAGAGGGACUGGUUCUUUCAGAUCAAGUCCUCAUAUGUUUAGCACAGAACCCUGAGCUGCUGCGGUUGAACAUGUCUGGAUGUUCAGGAUUCUCUGCACAUUCACUGGGAGAGAUGCUCCACCACUGCACACGGCUGGAUGAAUUGAACAUGUCCUGGUGUGAAUUCACUUCGGACCAUGUUAAAGCGGUCGUGAACAACAUUCCUGAAAGCGUCACGCAGCUAAACCUCAGCGGGUACCACCAGAACUUACACAUUGCUGAUGUGGAGGUAUUAGUGGCAAGAUGUCCACACAUUGCUAACCUAGAUCUGAGUGACAAUGUCUUGCUGACAUCAGACUCUUUUCAGCAUUUCCGCAAACUCCCAGCCCUCCGUCAGCUAGCCCUCAGCCGGUGUUACCAGAUCCACCCAGUGGCCCUGGUGGAUUUUGAGAACCUUCCCUCUUUGAAGAUGCUGGAGGUUUUUGGGAUCUUGCAGGACACGAACCUACCGAUUUUGACAAAAGGCCUGCCGCACAUUAAAAUCAACUCCUGCUAUUUUACCACCAUCGCCCGACCCACUGUGGGAAGCAAGAAGAACAGGGACAUCUGGGGCAUCUCCUGCAGGCUGACCUACAGAGCUCCGUUCACCGCAUAGUGAAGGGGCACUGACAUUGCCAACCUGACAUUUUAAAACUACAGAGGUAGUUUUGGGAGGGUGGUGGUGGUUGUAGCAACUUCACCCUAAAGUUUCAAAUACCUCCUCUGUGACAAUAUGCCACCCCACACAAAGGACACAGCUGUUUUAUGCAAUACCUCCACAGUAAAUCCCAGAUCUUUUUACUAACUGUACAGCCUUUUUAGUGUCCAUUUGUUAAACAAUGGCUGAUUUUAGCAUAUGUGCAGAUGAUGAUGAUGAUGAUGGUGGAGAUGAAGGUAUUAUUUUUAGAAGAAACUUGGAAUGAUAACUUGUUUCUAUUGAAUUGUUUUAAUGUGCACCACUUCUGUUGGAGUGAAGUAGUAUUAUUUUUAUUUAAUUUUUUAAUUUAAAUACCCAUUACUUAAUGCUUUUAUGCCCUCUGGAGCAUAAAAGCAUGUAAAGUGGAUGAUUUAUGUAAAACAUCCAUCUGAUUAUUAAAACUCUGCUAACAAUGAAGCAUGGAGAACAAUAAAACCAGUUUGUUUCUCAUUGAUGUAACUUAAAAAAGGAUGGUGAGUAAGUAGAUUCAAGAAACUGCACAGAGUCCUUUUCUUCACUCAGUUGUUAGGUUUAUUGAAAUAUGCAGGGAGCCUGGUCCCAGGUACAGGACAAACAGAAUACUCGUUCUUACAAUUGUUGCAUGACAUUAAAUACCCUUCUGCAUAGGUGUCUCUCUCCUCCUCUUUCUCUGACACUUAACCAAUAGAAAAGGUACAACUCAUUAUCCUAUUACCAUAUAUUUCAUUCAGUGUGAGUGUGUGUGUGUGUGUGUGUGUGUGUGUGUGAUCUAGUGUGAAGAUCUCUGAACUCAGUGCAUUCUUCAGACCCCUGGUGCCACAAAGGUCCAUACAUCUGGUUUUUGUCAUCUUCCUUGUUCCUAUCUCUCCGAUUUGCCUAAGACCCUUUGAUCCCAGUGGCAUUAUCUCUUUGGAUCUCUCUGAAGUCUCAGAGCCUGGUCUCUUCUGGUCCCCUUGAAAACUAUCUUUAUGAUCCCGUCAUAAACCAGCUGUAUUUUCUAAGCAAAAACCUGUUAACUAGUUUUAUACCCUAGUGGACACCCCCCGAAGGGCAAGCUUCUUUCAUGUCAGGGCUGGAGAUCAAAGGACUUGUUUGUACAGCCGUGUGCUGCUGGCCAGCCAUUUGCUUUGACACAAAAGAAUCUUAACUUCUCUACCAUAUUGCAGCUUUCAUCUAUCACAGCAGUGCUUGCAUUUUUGGAACUAACAGUUUUUUCUAUCCAAUGUUAAAUCACUUUUCAGAAAAAUAACAUGAAUACAGCCGUCAUUCCUCAUGCGUAGCAAACUGCUAUUCAAUACUUGUUCCAUGUUUUCCAACACUCAUAUUCCAACAUGUCAACUCUCUUGUAUGGGUAAAUACUGUGCUUCCAGGCAAGAGGAUUUAUAUGUACAGAAAUGAUGUUUUAAGGUGGUUUGCUGUAGUUUCUGAUCUACAUGGAAUUGUAAUAUGCAUGUAGAAUGAUUUUUAAAAGGUGUGGUAACUGUAUUGUACCACCUCAAGUGUGGUCUCCUCAUAAUUGUGCUGUUAAAAUUGGGUCUGAAGAUAGAAAAAUCAUGUAUUCUGAAGGAAAACUAUAUACAGAUGAACACAGUAACUGAAAUGUUUACAUGCUGACUUAGUUUUCCCACAGAUAUUAUGAUUUGACUUGUUUAAAGUUUUUAGGAAUUCAGGAUUUUUUGGGUACUACCGGACCAGGAUUUUUUUUUUUUUAAAUCUGGCAGCUGCUGUAGUUGUAGGUUAAAUGUUUGCAUUUUAUGACACUCAAAUUGACUGGCUAGUAUAAUUGUAUUAUUAUUGUUUUUUCUUAUUGAAAUGUUACAUGAAGUUGAUGCCUAUAACGUUACAUUGUCGAUGUUGACUAAAACUAGACUAAACGGGAUCCUUUUUAAAGCUUUGUACUCCAGUGCUGUUACUUUUUCUGACUUGGAAUGUUGCCCAGUCAUUGCAAAACUAUAAAUAAACACUAGGGGACACAAUACUAAAAUAAAAGAUUUUAAAAGAA